CUGUUGCAUCAUUUAACAAGUCGAUUUUUUUCCUUCCAACUGAAUUAAUUUGCUUCAGUUUGCCCUGAGGAAUAAAGUUGUAUUCACAGCAAUUGAAAAUAUAUAUUUGUUUUUGAACCGUUCUAAAUCCGUUCCUGUUUAAAUCUCGGGACGUUGCGAAGCUUAGUGGGGUUCCCGGCGUCGCGACGCGGUCCUUUCCAGCUCAGUCAGCAUCAGACGGACGACGUAGAGUCGUGAGCUGCAGCAUGCUGAGGUGGCUGCUCCUAGUGGCGCUGGUGGCGGCCAAACGGAGCCCCACGACGCAUCACCAGGACUCCGCCGUCAUCGAAGAAGUCACAUCCAAGCAGCUCGAACGCGUCCUACAGGACAAGGGCUUCGUCGCGGUCUUCUGGUAUACGAGAAGUUGUACGACUUGCGACAAAGUAUUAGAAGAACUAGAGCAGAUCGACGAUGACACGGAUUCCUUCGGGGUGGACUUCGUGAAAAUAAACGACAAACGACUCGCCAAACAGUAUGGCAUUACCAAAUUCCCGGCGCUCACUUACUUUAGGGACAAAGAACCGAUCAUCUAUGAAGGUGAUUUGAUGGACGAAGAGAACGUUCUCGAUUUCCUAACAAGUCUCGAGGCGAUGGACCUACCAGAUCGGAUAGAGGAAGUCAACGCAAAAAUACUGGAUAAAAUCGUACAGGAAACCGAUUUUGUGGCUGUUUUGUUUUGUCCGGACGCUGAUAAAUGUUCAAAAGCGGGAACUAACAAACCCGAAUGCAAAAAGUGUUCCAAAGUACUCCAGGAAUUGGAAAAUAUCGACGACGAAGCCGAUCAAUUAGGAAUCGGUUUUGUUAAGAUAAACGACGAAGAUUUGGCUGAGGAAUACAACCUGGAACCUUUGCCUGCCUUGGUUUACUACAGACAUCAGAUUCCUAUUAUUUAUAGCGGUGAUUUAACUAAAGAAGAAGACGUUUUGGAAUGGUUGGUUCAACACAAGAGCACCGGCGAUGAAGAUGACAUUAUCGAAGAUGUUACAUUGAAAACGCUUAGCACUUUGAUUAGUAGCGUUGAUCAUUUGGCUGUUCUAUUUUAUGAUCACGGAGAUGAUGAAUCGAUGCAAGCGCUCGAAGAAUUGGAGCAUAUUGACGACGACUGCGACAAAUACGGAAUUCAGUUUGUUAAAAUUGACGAUCCCGCUGCUUCUGACGAAUAUGGUUUGGACUCUCUACCCUCUGUAGUAUAUUUCGAAAAAGGCAUCCCCAAUGUUUACGACGGUGACUUGGAAGAGGAACAAGACUUCCUUCAAUGGUUAGUCGAACAAUUGGAAAAGGACGAAAUCGAAGAUGUAACAGACGAAAUGCUCGAUAAGCUUAUUGCCGAAGGCAAAACUUUGGCUGUCUUGUUUUAUGACAACGAUGAUAAGAAAUCGCAAAAAGUCCUCAACGAACUCGAAAAUAUUGACGACGAAUGCGACAAACUCGGUAUUGUUUUUGUUAAAAUUGACAACGAUGAUGAGGCUAAAGAAUAUGGAAUCGAAAAAAUACCAUCGUUGGUGUACUUUGAAGGCGGCAUUCCAACUCUUUACGAAGGAAACUUAGAAGACGAAGAAAAAGUGCUCAAAUGGUUCGAACAUCAAAUCAAAAGCGACGAAAUCGAAGACGUCACCGACGAAAUGUUGGAUAUUAUUUUGGCCAAAAGGCAAUAUGUAGCUGUGUUGUUUUAUGAUAGAGACCAAAAGAAAUCCCAAAAAGUCCUGGCAGAACUCGAAAAUAUCGACGACGAAUGUGACCAAAAUAACAUCGUGUUUGUGAAAAUUGACAAUGAUGAAGAAGCUAAAGAAUAUGGUAUCGAUACUAUUCCAAGUUUGGUGUUAUUUGAAAAGAAAAUUCCACAUUUAUAUGAAGGUGAUCUAAUGAAAGAAGAUGAAUUACUUGGCUGGCUAAUCCACCAAAAAAAACACAGCGAAAUUCCAGACAUCACUGAUGAAAUGAUGGACCUUUUAAUUGACUCUCAAAAGUAUUUAGCAGUACUAUUCUAUGACAAAGACGACAAACAAGAUAUAAGAGUCCUCAAUGAACUAGAAAACAUCGACGACGAUUUAGAAAAAGAAGGCAUAGUCAUUGUUCGAAUCGACAACGAUGCUGAAGCCAAAGAAUUUGGUAUCGACCAUCUACCAACUCUGAUAUACUUCGAAGAAAAAAUCCCUUCGAUUUACGAAGGCGAUUUAAUGAACGAAGACGAAGUCCUUAAAUGGCUUAUAGAACAAAAAAAUACUGCCACCAUUGAAGAAGUUACGGACGAAAUCUUAGAAGACCUGAUCAAUGAACACGAGUACGUGGUUGUCUACUUUAGCGGCAAUUGCGACGAAGGCGACAAAUGCGAUAAAAUCCUGGACGAAUUGGAAAAUAUUGAUGAUGAAUUGGAUGAAAAUGGUAUCAUUUUUGUUACAACAGAAGACCUAGUACUUGCCAAGAAAUACAAUAUCAAGAGUUUCCCUAAACUUGUUUUCUUUAGAAAUAAAGAACCACUUGUUUAUCAAGGCGACAUAGAAGAUGAAGAUGAAGUCCUAGCCUGGCUGACCGAUGAAGAUACUUUGGAAAUUCCAGACAGAAUUGAAGAAGUCAAUACGAAAAUGUUGGACAAAAUCUUGGCUGAAAACGAAUAUGUUGUUGUGUAUUUCUACAAAGAAGGUGACAAAAGAUCCCAGAAAAUCCUGCAGGAAUUGGAAAACAUCGACGACGAAUGUGAAGACAAAGAUAUUGAUUUUGUCAAAAUAUCAGAUGAAGGAAUUCAAAAGGAAUAUGAUUUGCCAUCGUUGCCUUCAGUAGUCUUUUACAGAAAUCGAUUCAGAGAAAUCUAUACUGGAGACCUCAUGCACGAAGAAGCUCUGCUUGAUUGGCUUCUAAAUUUGAAAGAAUCUGCUCCUGAUGUUAUUGAAAGUGUGGAUAGGAAAACUUUGCAGGUGCUCAUAAAUGAUGUAGAACACCUUGCAGUACUAUUCUACAGUGACGAUUGUAAUGAAUGUGAUGAAAUUCUCGAAGAAUUGGAAACUAUUGAUGACGACACUGACAAACAUGACGCAAAACUAGCAUCGGAAAUUGGAAUUUUCAGCUUCCCUGCUCUGGUCUACUACGAAACAGGAGUUCCCAUCAUGUACGAUGGAAAUCUUAAAAACGAGGACAAGGUAUUGGAUUGGCUUGUCGAGCAGAAAAGUAAUGAUAGUGACGACGAUGAUGAUGAUGAUGAUGAUGACAAUGAUGACGAUGAAGAUGACGAUGAUGAUGAUGACGAUGACGAUGAUGAAGAUGAUGAUAACGACGAGACGCAAUCAUUUUCGCAAUUGAUUAAGAGCUUUUCAGGGGACGGCUGUUUCUACAUCGGAAUGGGAGGCAGACCAAGCAAAUAUCCGGCAGCCUCCAAAUACGAACCGUUCCAGUGCUGCCCGAGCAAACCGGCCAAAAGCAGUAAAGUAGCCAAAAUCCAGCCGAAGUUGCCGAGUCCGAAAGCGACACCAAAAAAAACUCAAAAACCUACACCGAAAGAAAAACCUUUGACGAAGGUAUCGAAAGCUAACCACGAAGUGAAGGGUAGAGAGAAGAAUUUGCCACCUCCUAUCAAGGAAAAAACCAAUACUGGCAAAGCUAAAAAAGGAUUCUUGGGCACUGGAAACUUACUGGAUGUUCACGAAGUCUUGGAUUGGAUGACAGACCAGAAAAAUGAUCAAAGCAUCGAGGAAAUUGAUCGACAAACGUUGUUCAAGUACAUCGAAACUAAAGAGUUUUUGGCUGUCGUUUUCUACAAAGAAGACGAUCCAGAUAGUCCUCGAAUAUUGCGUCAUAUCGAGUUGAUUGACGACGAGGCGAGCGAAUACGGAAUUAAGAUUGUUAAAAUGAAAGACAAACUGAUGGCUAAAAAAUACGGCUACAGAAAUCCACCUGGUGUGACGUAUUUUAGAAAAGGAAAAUCUAUAAACUAUGACGGUGAUAUAGACGACGAAGAAGAACUGUUGGACUGGCUAACAGAUCCAGAAAACAUGGAAUUAACAGACCAUAUAGAAAGAGUCAAUAGGAAAAUGUUUGAGAAAAUCCGUCAGAGAUCGGAUUACGUGGCAGUGUUUUUGUAUAGUGCUGACUGCAAGCAAUGCCCAAGAGUACUUACUGAAGUAGAACAUAUUGAUGAUGAAGCAGAUGCUGCUGGAAUUAAUUUUGUUAAAAUCGACGAUAAAACGUUAGCCAAAGAAUUUGGUGUUUUUGCCUUGCCAGCAAUUUUAUUCUUCAAAACCGGCUCAAAAGAUCCAGUAAUAUAUGCCGGUGACCUGUACGAUGAACAGCAAAUACUCCAGUGGCUGAUGACGCAAAAAGAUCCUUCAGGAGAUGUUAUAGAAGCUGCAGAAGGCAGUGAAUUGAUUAUGUUGAUCGAUAACGAGGAAGCUCUGGCAGUAUAUUUCUAUAGCGAUGAUUGUGAACAAUGCAUCAAAAUCCUAGAAGAACUCGAAAACAUCGAUGACGAUUGCGAAAGGCACGGAAUCAAAUUCGUCAAAACCACAGAUUUAAGAAUAGCUGAACAAUAUGGUGCAACAGAUUUUCCAGUUUUAAUGUACUUCGAGCACGGAGUAGGCGGAGUUUUUGAAGGAGACCUAGAAGAAGAAGAAGAAGUACUGCAAUGGUUGAUAAUGCAAAGAACCGAAGACAGAAUCGAGCUUAUUACAAGAGUUAUGUUGGAAAGGAUGGUGGAAGAUACACAAUAUUUAGCUGUUUACUUUUACAAGACCAAUUGUCACAUUUGCGAGCAAAUUUUAGAGGAAUUAGAGCAAAUUGAUGAUGAAUGUGAUGUUUAUGGUAUACAGUUGGUUCGGAUACAAGAUCCACAAUUAGCAAAAAGAUACAGUAUCAAAACAUUCCCAGCUUUGGUUUACUUUAGAAACGGAAAUCCUCUACUUUUUGAAGGAGAUCUUCAAAAUGAAGCAAGCGUUCUUGAAUGGUUGACAGACGAUGAUAAUAGAGAGUUGGCAGACGAAAUUGAGUCAGUUAAUGAAAGAAUGCUUACUAGAUUGCUCAGCGAAUCGCCAUUUUUGGCAGUUUUCUUUUAUGACGAAGAUUGUCCAGAAUGCGACGAAAUUCUGGAAAAUCUGGAAAAAAUUGACGGAGAAGCUGACUUAUUCGGUAUAGAUUUUAUCAAAGUAUGUAGCGCCCAAGCUGCAGCCGACCAAGGACUACAUACGUUGCCAGCUCUGAUGUAUUUCAGGAAACAGAAACCAAUGGUAUAUGAGGGAGAUCUUACACAAGCGGAUAUGGUUUUAGAUUGGCUCACAUCCCAAGAUGUUUUUGAAAUCAAAAACGAAAUUGAAGAGGUUAACAAGAAAAUGUUGGAAAAGUUAUUAGAGGAAAACGAAUUUGUUACUGUGUUUUUUUAUGAAAUCAACUCAGAAGAAUCACGUAAGAUAAUGGACAAACUAGAAAACAUCGACAGUGAAACUGACAACUUCGACAUCACUUUUGUUAAGAUGGCAGACGCGCGUUACGCCCGCAAAUGGGGCGUAACAAAUUUACCUGCGAUCGUUUACUUUAGGCGCAGGUUCCCCAGCAUUUACCGAGGCGACUUACAUUCCGAAAAAGACGUUCUUGAAUGGCUCCGGAAAAAUCGCUAUCGACAGCCAGAAUUGAACAUAUUCAUGUACGCACUUUUAGCCAUAGGGGUGGCUUUCGUCAUCUACACCGCCUUUUUGCUUCAGUGCUUCAAAACGCCCCACACCACGCAGAUUGUCGCGCAUCCUAAACAGAGCUAGAACGAUUGUGUGAGUGGCGGGAGAAUAAGAGAUGCGUGACUGGUGCGAAAAAAAAUUAAUGUAGUCAAAUAUCAGUGAUAUAAAGCCAAAAGCUGUCAACUGAAAAUGUUGAUUAAUUAAUGAGCUGUUGUUGCAGAAAAGAAAAACGUCACAACUUGCAUUUUCAUUCAAAACAGCUAUAUUUGAUUUAAGGACAUCAUUAUACAAGAUGAUUUUCUUUAACAUUAUUAGGAACGUCAAAGAAAAUCAUCUUGUGCAUACAGUAAAGUGUUCACUUUACUUUCGGACCAAAUAAAUGUGUUCUUUUAGGAAUUGUACUUGUUGAUAGCUAGCGAUCUUAUGACAUUUCUUUUUUUAGUAUUUAGUUUUUUUUUUUUUUAAUUUCUGACUGUACUUUUUUGUCUAUUAGCAUUCCCAAAAAGUGUGAGGGGAAAUAUUUUGUCAAAAUUAAUUGUAGUAUUUUUUUUGUUGUAUAAAUUAAAAGGUUUGUGCCAAUUAAACCAUCACAUUCUUGCUCAAGGCGUGAUCGUUUUCAAUUGGUUUUUUAUGAAGUUGGAUCAAACUCAAAAUAUAGCAGCGGUUUUUUGAUUGUGACGAUAUGUACAUAUUGUAAAUAAAGGAAAAGUUAUAGGAUGU
This is a messenger RNA of Ceutorhynchus assimilis (cabbage seed weevil), 6410 nucleotides long. NCBI's taxonomy places the organism in Eukaryota, Metazoa, Arthropoda, Insecta, Coleoptera, Curculionidae. The record is from the annotation of a GenBank genome assembly.